Messenger RNA from Aureobasidium melanogenum CBS 110374, 1416 nucleotides. RefSeq lists its product as uncharacterized. The record is from RefSeq and is a predicted model, not a curated record. The transcript is spliced from 4 exons. Lineage: Eukaryota; Fungi; Ascomycota; Dothideomycetes; Dothideales; Saccotheciaceae. Bases 1 to 1416 code for a protein of 471 amino acids.
AUGUCUGAUGGAGGCAUGAUCCCAACGGAUGCCCAGGGUUUGGCAAUUGUUGUCUUGCUGUACACGAUUGCCAAUGCUGUGGCUGCUGGAUUGGUGAUCCUCAUGCACAUGCGCCACGGUGAUCCUCUUGGAUAUGUUCCGCUCUGCGCAUGCUUCAUGAUUGUCAACAUCGUGGCCGCUUUCAUCCAGCAGAUACACUUCUUCACUAGCUUCGAGACCAUUACGACUGCUAGCUACAACUACCAGAUCAGUGGCCACUAUACUGGCAAACCAGCCUUCACUGGAACAUAUACGCCCUUGGAUACUGUCCUCUACGAGAUACAACUGUAUUGCUACAAUGUGGAAUCACUGCUCUUCUUGUCAUGGAUCGCUGGCCUUUGGCGUCAUGUUUGGCGUCUGCGUAUCGAGUUCCUCGACAGAGGUGGUCAUGUCGUUUCUACAUCUGUCAAGAUUGCCUCAAUCAUUGUGCCAGCAAUUCUGAUUGGAAUCGCCAAUGCUUCCUCUGUAGACCGUACACCUGGAGUCUCACUGAUCCUUUGCAACAUUUUGUUGGCUGGUAGCGUCGCCAUCGGUCUGUUCCUCUUGGCACUCGUCUUCUACAAAUACAUUUCCAUUCAAAAGUACCUUAGUGACUCGUCGUCAGCGAAGAACGGCUUCUUUGCUCGUCUCGGUUGGCGCAUCAAGUUCUCCUUGCCCAGCACUUCAAAAACAAGGAGUCAAAUAAGCAGGGUUAUGGGAGGCCAAUCUCAAAGUCAGAUGCAGAGUGGCAUGCAUAGUCAGAUGCAAAGCGGGAACUUCACUCGAAGUGUCAACAAGCAAACCGAAUCACAGCUGCCUGCUCGCGAACCAAAGCCAAGCACACGCAAGAACGAUUCAAUGUACGACAAAUGGCUUUUGAUCCGUUUCUGCAUCUGUUUCGUCCUGCUAUGCAUCAUGCAGAUCUACCUUAUUUACUACUCGAUCGCUCGCUACCUUGGCUCAAGAGCAGAUGCGAAAAACGCCAAGCUGGACUUGUCUGCAGGCUCUGCUAUGGUUUCCAUUGUGAUGUUUAUUCCUGGAGUAACAUUGGGGCUGUUAAUCUUCAUCGUCUUUGGAACAACAGGUCCCUUUCGUCGUGACUACGCUCGCUGGGCCCGUCACAUUGUGUCUAGCUGUCUAGGCCGCCGCAGCUCUCGAAACUCCCUCGCUUCUGGAUCUCUGCAUCGUACUGAGAGUGUAGUGCGCUUGACAAACCUAGACAGAAAGUCUAGCCAGAAUGGCGGCAAUGAAGAGGCGGGACUAGGGGCCAAGAGCGCUGAUGGCGAGUAUAGAGUUUCUGUCACACCUCUUGCUGGAGAAGACAGCGACUAUGAUGAGAGACAAAUGGGCAUGGGUAUUAUGAUGACGAGGAGCAUCAAACAAAGUGAUGAUAGAUAA